This is a messenger RNA of Ostrinia furnacalis (Asian corn borer), 981 nucleotides long. Its product is annotated as phenoloxidase-activating enzyme-like. The coding region runs from base 107 to 940 and encodes 277 amino acids. Gene Ontology annotation, molecular function: serine-type endopeptidase activity. NCBI's taxonomy places the organism in Eukaryota, Metazoa, Arthropoda, Insecta, Lepidoptera, Crambidae. The record is from RefSeq and is a predicted model, not a curated record. Gene Ontology annotation, biological process: proteolysis. The transcript is spliced from 5 exons.
UGGUAUUCCCGGGUCACCUUCCAGGUGCCUGACUGGCAAACGCACCGUGUGCUGUGGCCCUCCCCCCGCGGAGGAGCUGUCCAGGGCCAGCGCAGACUGUCCAGACAUGACGACGGCGUUCCCGCCGCACAUCGACAGCUCAUGCUGCGGUGUAGAUGCUAACUCUGCCUCGAGGAUUUUUGGUGGUAACGAUACUGCCAUAGACGAGUACCCUUGGAUGGCGCUCCUCGAGUACAAAAGGAAGGACAAUGGCCUGAUCAAGACGUACUGCGGCGGAGCUCUCAUCAGCAACCGAUACGUGGUCACCGCCGCCCAUUGUAUCAAAGGGAAGGGUGCUUGGCCACCUAUAAACGUCCGUCUAGGGGAGUACGACACCAGCUCUGAACGUGACUGCGUGGAUUCCGACUGCGCGGAUCCGGUCGUCACCAUCGGCAUCGAAGACAUCAUCACACACCCAGAGUACAAUGCUGAUAACAGCCGGCACGAUAUUGCUCUAAUUAGGCUAGCUAGUCCUGCACCUUAUACAGACUUCAUUCGUCCAAUAUGUCUGCCUGCCUCGGACAUCUCGAGUCAAGACCCAGCUGAUCUGGAAGCGUACGUAGCUGGAUGGGGAAAGGUGAACAUGACCACCAAGAGUACGAUCAAGCAAGACCUCAAAGUACCGAUUAUUAAGACAGAGGAUUGUCAAAAGAGCUUCACCUCGCGCCUAUCCAAACCACCGACACUCUGGAGCUAUCAGCUCUGCGCCGGCGGCGAGGCGGGGAAAGACACCUGCAACGGCGACUCCGGCGGCCCCCUGAUGCUGAGCACCGGGACCCGGCACGAGCUGGUGGGCGUGGUCAGCUUCGGGCUCGUGAACUGCGGCACGGAGGGCCUGCCCGGGGUCUACACUAGCGUCUAUCCGUACUCCGCGUGGAUACGGAGGCACUUGCGGCCCUAGUUCAUUUAGACUUGUCAUGUACAAAUAAAUAAGUAUUAUGA